Pochonia chlamydosporia 170 is the source of this 969-nucleotide messenger RNA. RefSeq names its product CHORD domain-containing protein. Bases 1 to 969 code for a protein of 322 amino acids. The record is from RefSeq and is a predicted model, not a curated record. The transcript has 3 exons. NCBI's taxonomy places the organism in Eukaryota, Fungi, Ascomycota, Sordariomycetes, Hypocreales, Clavicipitaceae.
AUGGCUACGGCGCAGAAAUGUGUCCACCAGGGCUGUGGCAAGACCUACACUGAUCCGACGGAGAAGUGCGAAUAUCAUCCCGGUCCUCCAAUCUUUCACGAGGGCCAAAAAGGAUGGAAAUGCUGCAAGCCCCGCGUCCUCACCUUUGACGAAUUCAUGACCAUCCCACCCUGCACAACCGGGACCCAUUCCACAACCGACGUCCCUCCUCCCGUGGAAGAAAAGCCCAAAGAAGACGACGACUCACUCGCCAAGAAGAUUGAAGCCCUCACAGCUUCAGCCCCAACCCGUGUUCCCAUACAGCCCGCUCAAUCAGCGCCGACGCCGCCCCCGCCUCCCCCCGAAACAGAAGACGAUGACCCAAGCUUAGAAAUCCCCGACGGAACGACCUGUCGCCGGCGAACAUGCGAACAGAAGUACAAAACGGGCAGCUCACGAGAGGGAGAGACGUGCGUUCAUCACCCCGGUGUGCCGAUCUUCCACGAAGGCAGCAAGGGGUACUCGUGCUGCAAGAGGCGAGUCUUGGAGUUUGACCAGUUUAUGAAGAUUGAAGGCUGCAAGACCAAGGAUAGGCAUUUAUUCAUUGGCAGUGGCAAGAAGGAGAAGGAGAAGGCGGGAUCGGGCGGAGAGGAAAUUUUGACUACAGUCAGACACGAUUUUUACCAGACAGCCGCGAAUGUCAUUGCGGCUUUCUUCCUCAAGAAGAUCAACAAGGAGAGCGCCAAGGUUGAGUUUCAAGAAAAGCAGCUGGUUCUCGAUUUGGUCACGACUGAUUCCCCGCCAAAGCGGUACACCGCUGAUGUGCCGCUCUAUGGACCGAUUGACCCAGUCAAGUCGUCGUUUAAGAUUCUCGGUACGAAGUUGGAAGUGGUUUUGGUAAAGGCAAAUGGGGCGUCAUGGCCGGUCCUUAGGGGGGAUGAGGCUUUGACGGGGGAGAUUUUGCAAAUUGGACGAGCGGGAAGAGCGUAG